GGAGGAUUGGAUUGAUGCACCAACGGUGCUGCUGGCAGCAGUGCCCCCGAGGUGGAGGGGACCAGGCGCGGGCUAGGGGAGAGGAGGACGGGCCCCCGAUCCAGAGCAGCGUGACAGUAGCAGAGACGAUGAGAAGGGCGAUUUCGAGCUUGGCCUGAACGAGGGGCCCUCCCUUGGGCGCGGUAAGAGACUCAUUCAGUGACAACUUAUUGGCCGUCUGAUGGAUCCAGGGCACUCUGCCAGAUAAAGGCGGGGCAAAAGAAAGUGUAACCAGUAAAGUCUCAAUUUACUUUGAAAGGAAUGUGAUGUUAAUUCUGGGGCAUUGAUGUUUUACCAUGCCUGAUCAAGACAAAAAAGUGAAGACCACAGGAAAAUCAACCGAUAAAAAACAACAAGGAAUCAUCACCAGGGACUAUUCAGAUCUUAAAAGACUUCUGUGCCUUUUGAACGUUCAGUCAAGCAAACAACAGCUUCCAGCCAUUAACUUCGAUAGUGCCAGAAGCAGCAUGACGAAAUCUGAGCCUGCCAGGGCGGGUGGACACAGAGCUCGAGGUCAGUGGCACAAGUCCACAGAAGCCAUUGAACUUGAAAAUUUUAGUAUAAACUACAAGAAUGAGAGAAAUUUCAGCACACAUCCCCAGCAUAAACUAUUUCAGGAGAUUUUUACAGCCUUGGUGAAAAAUAGACUCAUAUGCAGAGAGUGGGUUGAUCGAGCCCCAUCUCUUCAUUUUCUGAGAGUAUUAAUUUGUCUGAGACUUCUAAUGAGGGAUCCAUGUUAUCAGGAAAUGCUCCAUAGCUUGGGUGGGAUUGAAAACCUAGCUCAGUACAUGGAGAUCGUGGCCCACGGGUACCUCGGCUCCGGGGAGGCGCAGCACAGCGUGGACAAGCUGGUCAACAUGACGUAUAUUUUUCAAAAACUUGCUGCUGUCAAAGACCAAAGAGAAUGGGUCACCACAAGCGGAGCCCACAAGACAUUAGUAAAUUUACUCAGUGCCCGAGAUACUAAUGUUCUGUUGGGUGCCCUUCUGGCUCUGGCUAGUUUAGCUGAAAGUCCAGAAUGUAGGGAGAAAAUAAGUGAACUCAACAUUGUAGAAAAUCUGCUGAUGAUUUUACAUGAAUAUGACUUGCUUUCCAAAAGGCUGACAGCUGAGCUGCUGCGCCUGCUCUGUGCCGAGCGCCAGGUGAGAGAGAAGGUGAAGCUCUACGAGGGGGUCCCCAUCCUCCUCAGCUUGCUGCACUCAGACCACCUACAGCUGCUGUGGAGCGUCGUCUGGAUCCUGGUUCAGGUUUGUGAGGACCCUGAGACCAGUGUGGAAAUUCGCAUUUGGGGAGGCAUCAAGCAGAUUCUUCAUAUUUUACGAGGGGACAGAAAUUUUGUUUCUGAUCAUUCCUCCAUUGGAAGCCUGUCUAGUGCCAAUGCGGCAGGCCGAAUCCAGCAGCUUCAUUUGUCAGAAGAUUUAAGCCCUCGGGAAAUACAAGAAAAUACUUUCUCUCUUCAAGCAGCCUGCUGUGCGGCCCUCACGGAACUGGUGCUUGACGACACCAACGCCCACCAGGUGGUUCAGGAAAAUGGUAUAUAUACAAUAGCAAAAUUAAUUUUACGAAAUAAACAAAAGAAUGCAGCAAAAACUAAUCUAUUACAGUGUUAUGCGUUCAGAGCCUUGAGGUUUCUCUUCAGUAUGGAAAGAAACAGACCACUCUUUAAAAGGAUAGGAACCCAUUUGAAGGGGAGGAGGCUGGAUGUUCCUGGAUCAGAAGGUUGUGUGGUGAGCAUGACAGAAAAACCACCACCUUGGGAAGCAGAGAGCGGUUACCUACAGGUGUGGUCUGCGCGCCGUAGAGGUGGCAGACUUUUCCCCACCGACUUGUUUGAGAUCUUCAUUGACAUAGGACAUUAUGUUCGUGAUAUCAGUGCUUAUGAAGAAUUAGUAUCAAAGUUGAAUUUAUUAGUGGAGGAUGAACUGAAGCAAAUUGCUGAAAAUAUUGAAAGCAUUAAUCAGAAUAAAGCUCCUUCGAAAUAUAUAGGCAACUAUGCAGUUUUGGAUCAUCUUGGAAGUGGAGCUUUUGGCUGUGUUUACAAGGUUAGAAAGCGUAGUGGUCAAAAUCUUUUAGCAAUGAAAGAAGUCAAUUUACAUAACCCAGCAUUUGGAAAGGAUAAAAAAGAUCGAGACAGCAGUGUAAGGAAUAUUGUUUCUGAAUUAACCAUAAUUAAAGAGCAGCUUUAUCAUCCCAAUGUUGUACGCUAUUACAAAACAUUUCUGGAAAAUGAUAGGUUGUAUAUAGUUAUGGAGCUUAUAGAAGGGGCCCCUCUUGGAGAGCAUUUCAGUUCUUUGAAGGAAAAACAACAUCAUUUUGCUGAAGAGAGACUAUGGAAAAUAUUUAUACAGCUGUGCCUAGCUCUUCGGUACUUACAUAAGGAGAAGAGGAUCAUCCAUAGAGACCUGACGCCAAACAACAUUAUGUUGGGGGAUAAGGACAGAGUAACAGUUACUGACUUUGGCCUGGCAAAGCAAAAACAAGAAAGCAGUAAACUUACAUCUGUUGUAGGAACAAUUCUGUAUUCCUGCCCUGAGGUUCUGAAGAGUGAGCCGUAUGGGGAGAAGGCUGAUGUCUGGGCAGCAGGCUGCAUCCUUUAUCAGAUGGCGACUCUGAAUCCUCCCUUCUACAGCACAAACAUGCUCUCCCUGGCCACAAAAAUAGUGGAGGCGGUAUAUGAACCAGUGCCAGAAGGCAUCUAUUCUGAAAAGGUGACCACUAUCAUCAGCAGAUGCCUCACUCCUGAUGCAGAAACCCGCCCAGAUAUUGUAGAAGUCAGCUCCAUGAUAUCAGAUGUCAUGAUGAAGUAUGUAGAUAACUUAUCCGCAUCCCAGCUGGCCUUGGAGAAGAAGCUGGAACGGGAACGGAGACGCACACAGAGGUAUUUUAUGGAAGCCAACCGGAACACAGUCAUGUGUCAGCACGAGCCGGCUCUGCUCUCUCAAGAAUCCUUUGAGAAGGCAAGCUUGAGUAGAAGCAGCAGUGGAGCAGGAAGCCUGAAAAGUGAGCUUUCAGAAAGCACAGACCUGCCGUCUGAGGGCUCCCAUGCCCCCUGUGAUAAGGACGAAGACCGAGCCUGUGCUGGAAUCUUGUCAGAUGAUAACUUCAACUUGGAAAAUAUUGAGAAAGAUAUAUAUUCAGAGUUCGAUGAUGAAUUGGACACUAUGGAUAACUCCAGCAGCUCCAGUUCAAACCCUUUGAAGGAAUCUACAUUCAUCACUUUAAAGAGAAGUUUUAGUGCUUCAGGAGGAGAAAGACAAUCCCAAACAAGAGACUUCACUGGUGGAAUAGGAUCAAGACCAAGGCCAGCUUUGCUGCCUCUUGACCUGCUUCUGAAAGUGCCACCCCUCAUGCUCAGGGCCCACGUUAAGGAGCUAGAGGCCGAGUUAGUGAUGGGGUGGCAGUCCCAUAGCCUUCCCACUGUGAUACUUCGCAAUCUCAAAGACCAUGCAUCUGCAGGAAUUGCUGUGUCCCAGAGGAAAGUACGUCAGAUCAGUGAUCCUAUUCAGCAGAUCUUAGUCCAGCUGCACAAAAUCAUCUACAUCACUCAGCUUCCUCCAGCUUUGCACCACAAUUUGAAAAGAAGGGUUAUAGAGAGAUUCAAGAAAUCCCUCUUCAACCAGCAGAGUAACCCUUGUAAUUUGAAAUCUGAAAUUAAAAAGUUAUCUCAGGGAUCUCCAGAACCAAUUGAGCCCAACUUUUUCACAGCAGAUUACCAUUUAUUGCAUCAUUCAUCAGGUCGAAACAGCCUGUCCCCAAAUAACCCAACAGGUCUACCCUCCAGCUUUGAUUUGGAGCAGGGGAUAACAUAUGAACAGAUGCAGAUUGUGAUUGAAGAAGUCCUAGAGGAAAGUGGUUAUUACAAUUUUACUUCUAACAGGUAUCACUCCUAUCCAUGGGGGACCAAGAAUCACCCAACCAAAAGAUGAAAGUGCUGCAUUUUGAAUGGACUUGGUUUUCCCAGUGAAGAUCAAGUUCUGGACUUCAACCACUACUGGCAAGAUGCCCAAGGAUUGGGUGCUGCUAAAAGAGUGUGGAAGAGAAAAGACCAACAUGCCAUGGUGCCUGCAGGACCUCUUUCUGGAGGUCCGGUGCUAAGAGGCUUCAUCCUUGGGACACAUGUAUACAGGAUGACAGGGCUCCCAGUGUGCUCCUGGGAGAAAAUGCUGCAAAAUUCAUCUGUGAGAAGAAAACCCACUCCUUGCAGAACUUUCCUCCAAGUUAAAAAAAAAAAAAAAACUUCUCAUAUUUUUCAAAGGAAUCUACUUAGAAUUGCUGAAACUAUGUUUAGAGGCAUCUAGCCUUCUAUGUAUAAAAGAUAGUUUUAGAUAAAGAAAAUUAUAGAACUCAGAACAGUAAUAUAUUGGGUGAUUCACUGUAUCCCUCAAUUUUUUUAAUCUUAAAAGAAAUUCAGAAUAUGUGAUCGAAUUAUUUUGUAGUUUUAUUUGUUUGUUUUAAUGAAAUAAUUGGUUUUCUCUUAACCAGUUGGGUACUAGUGGUCUUGAACAGUAUUUGUAACCUUGCACAGCCUCUGGGAAUAACUGUCAAAUUGUCAGAUUUAAGCUAAGAAUGUAUUGAUGUAUAGUUUGUGUAUAUGUAUAUAUGCAUAGGGGGAGGAGGGAGGUUUUGAUUAGGCUAAUGCUUUGCUGCUAAUCAAACUCAUAGUGUUUGAAGAGCACUUCAAACUUAGGGCACUUUGAAGAGUCAUAGAGUCUAUGAAAGAGAUGCAAUAUUCCAUAUUCUAAGUCCCUCCUAAAUGAAAUUACCAACAUUGCUUUUAAAUUUUUAUUAUUUGAGAAUUUGAAAUGAAAAUAAGUUAUAUAACAAAAUAUAAAUGUCUUCUUUAUUCAUUGAAACGUCUCUAGAAAAGAGAACUCAGAACACCAAAACAGUGUCCCAUUCCUGUGUGGGGAUAAUUUAUGGUGAAAAUUCUCUAGAUUCUUAUUGGGCUAAAAUCUCUUCAACUGGCCUCUUAUAACUGGUAUAAUGUCAAGAAAUUAUUGCCAAAUCAGACUGCACUUCUAACUACUUAAAGAAGAUUUUAAAUCUAUAUAAUUAGUAAUCUGAAAGCUGAAAUUAUGCUUUUUAUUUACUUCUCACUAAGUUCUAUCUUAUUUACAUUGAUAUAUUUUUAGUAUGAUCAAAUAAAAUUUAGUACAGUGGUUGAAACACAAUAAUCUUUUCUAUAGUAUGGAAAAAUCUCUUAAUGUGAAUCCAUACUAUUUUUAUAAUUAGUAUGUUUAGUACUUAAGUUAUAUCCUAUUCUCUUUAACCCAUGCCUUUGAAAAUUACCAGUGAAUCCUUGUCUUUAAGCUAAAUUAAUAAUUACAAACACACUGUAAUUUAAAGUAAUAGAUGAGAAUACAGCAAUGAAAUUUUUCAAUUUUAGCUUUCAACCAAAUUCAUCCACAUGUGAAAUUUACACGUGAAGUCAAAAGGCUAUGAUAUUGUUGAUUUAAACCACGAAAAAUUCUAUUUCUAUUCCAGCUUAACUUGAACCUGCACGAUUAUAUUUUAUCUCUUUUCAUGUAUGGAAUGGGCAUAUGUCUUUAUUGUACAGGAGGCACAGGCCUAGAGGGGCACAAAUUUUCAUUGUGAUAGAAGCCAGUACUUAGAAACAAACCAAGCUAUAGGGUGAAAGUUUGAACCAUAAAGUUCUUCUCAAAUGGUGUAGAAAAGCAUAGUAUUCAGAGGUCACACCUUGGUAAGAAAAGAGAAAUUGCUUAUUUGAAGGUGUUUUUAAAUGCAUAAAAUUUUAAAUGCAUACCUUAUUGACCAGAAAGGGAGCAAAAUGUUUCCAAUUAACUCUUCUAGACCAUACAAAUGGCAUGUAUUAUGCUAGAAGUUAGUAAGAAUUAACAAAAAUAAGCAAACAAAUGUCUUUUUCAACAGCAGCUUUAGGCCCAUCAACUCUAAGCUGAUAGAUGCAUUCUUUUGCCAAAAUGAUAUAUUCUUAAACUACCACAGUCACUGAAUCAGCAUUCUCCCAGUGCAAGACCAAGACUUUAAGGGAACGUUAGGCACUGGUAAGGGAAGCAUUUUGUGCAGGGGGUCACAUCCCAGCAAGGAGGUUAACAAGGAACCCCUUCCUCUCACAGUAAAACAAUGAUCAUUUUGUUUUGACUAUCUAAAGUGUCUUCUAGUGCAAAGAAGUUGUUACUUGAACUUAAUAGGCCUCAAUCUUUUCCUGAUUGCAUUUCAAUUUUUUCUCUUUCUUUUGUAUAAUUUUUAAAUUCUUUGUUGUGCAAUGAAAUCCCUGUGAGUUCAUCUAAUUCUAAGUCGCUGAAUAUUUGUAUGGGACAGAAUAUGGAUCAGCCUUCUCAGAUCAUUUUUGAUACACAAAAUACUUGUUGAUUUUGUUUUCACUUCCCUGGUGGUGCAGUGGUUAAGAAUCCUCCUGCCAAUGCAGGGGC
Balaenoptera acutorostrata (minke whale) is the source of this 6449-nucleotide messenger RNA. It is a transcript of the gene NEK10, whose product is annotated as NIMA related kinase 10. Gene Ontology annotation, biological process: protein phosphorylation. The transcript is spliced from 39 exons. Gene Ontology annotation, molecular function: protein serine/threonine kinase activity; ATP binding. Lineage: Eukaryota; Metazoa; Chordata; Mammalia; Artiodactyla; Balaenopteridae. The record is from RefSeq and is a predicted model, not a curated record. The coding region runs from base 336 to 3965 and encodes 1209 amino acids.